This is a messenger RNA of Fragaria vesca subsp. vesca, 1599 nucleotides long. RefSeq lists its product as uncharacterized. Bases 175 to 1599 code for a protein of 474 amino acids. The transcript is spliced from 3 exons. The record is from RefSeq and is a predicted model, not a curated record. NCBI's taxonomy places the organism in Eukaryota, Viridiplantae, Streptophyta, Magnoliopsida, Rosales, Rosaceae.
UAAUGUUUCCAAAUCAAUGCUGCUCUUUAAGGAAAGCAAAGCAAACGUUAAGCUUGGUGAUUAAUAGACAGCCAAAUAUUUAAUCCGUGGUAUCUGUUUUUGCUCUAGGAAUCAAAGUUUAGGCCUUUCUGCAAAUCUCAUCUGAAUUUGGUGCCACAUUGAAUUAAGACUGAGAUGGCGGAUUCAUUUGGGACGCCUGAGACUGAUAUAACAUCGCUAACCGAAGCACUGAAGUCUCAGCAACACCUUCUGCAGAAGCUUUAUGCUGAUCUUGACCAGGAAAGAGAAGCUUCAUCUACUGCAGCUGAUGAAGCUCUAUCAAUGAUACUGCGUCUGCAAGGUGAGAAGUCUGCUGUGAAGAUGGAGGCCAAUCAAUACAAGAGACUGGCUGAGGAAAAGAUCUGUCAUGCUGAGGAAGCUCUUGCGAUUUUCGAGGAUCUUAUUUAUCAGAAGGAAAUGGAAAUUGCUUCUUUGGAGUUUCAGCUUCAGGCUUAUAGGUACAAACUCUUGAGCUUGGGUGUCAGUACUGAAUUAGGCAUCACCGAAAAUGUGUAUCCGGAAAACUUGUUGCAGCAAAGAGGUGAUUCUGGGGAAGCUGGUGGUGUUAGUGGGACAAUUAGAAGAAUCAACUCUCUGCCUCCACUUGAGCUCAAGGAUUUCCUCAACAAGAAAUGCUCUAUGGAAAGAGAGAGUGAAUAUUUACCUAAAGAAAAACCUAUGAUACCAAAGCCGGAGUCUGCUAUGAAAAAAGGAGACAAAAAGGUGGACAAGGAAGUUACUUUCCAGGGCCUUGAUGCAGAUAAGAAAUCGAGAAGUGCUUCCAGUGGUAACCUUAAUUCGAUAUGGGAUCAGAUUAAGAAGUUAGACGACCGAGUGAAAGAGAUAUCAGAUUGUAAAGAUUCUGGUGGUAGAGGAAAGUCUCUGGUUUUGAAGGGUCCAUCUAGGACAUGUUCAUUACAUCCAAUUCCGAAAGUAACCACAACCACAUCCCAUGAUACAGAAAGUGAAGAUAUUAUUGCUACCCUUGAUCAUGUUAACAGUAACGAGAAUGUGCAGGAAAGGGAGGCAAUUACUAGUACUUCAUGCUCAACUGGCGUCCAUGAUGUUUUUGAAGUUCCACAGAGCUAUGAAUGCAGUCCUAAAACUUUGGACAGUCCUAGCACAUUUGACAGUCCUAAAGCUUUUGGAGGUGAGAAGAAAGAAUUUACUGGCAAAGAUGAUUUGAUAUGUGAUGAGAUUAGUGAAGUGCAUGUUCAAGAUGAGACAGAGAGAGUCAAGAAAAUGUUUCAUGGCAAAUUGCUGGAGAACAGAAUGCUGAGUCGAACGACCACUGUGGACUCAACUGCAAGGGAGAGAGUGGCUGCUGCGGUUACUGAGAAUCAAGCCAGAUUUCAACAGUUGUGGAGGAGAAUAGAGCGGCUUGAGGGGGAGAGAAGUUGUCUAAGGACUGAAAUAAGUCAUACAGGAGAAGAGGAGUUGAGGUUGUUCAGGGAUAUACGCGAGCAACUUACCUUAAUUCGGUCUGAAAUACAUGGUUGGAAGCCUAAGCAACCUCCUCCACAGGAUGACGAGCCCUUACACAUUAUUCAAGAGGUAUGA